UGGUGCCACUGGCUGCCUGUUUCAGAGUCCUUAAAUGGAAGCUAAGGCUUUGUCUGCAUGGACUUGGCACAUUCCCACUCUGACUCUGUUGGUAACACAUUAAAUAUGGGAGACUGCUGUGUAACAGGAUACUUUGCGAGGUGUUCAAAAUCCUAACAAAGUCUUGAUGACAAGUUAGAAUAUAAGAUAUCCACAGUGUAGGUAUUGAUCAUGUAUUGCUAAUUAACAAGGACAAAGAAAUGGUUUGUGAGUUGCAUAGAAAUAAUUGACUACUACAGCAAGCCCUUCAAAGCCUCUACUCAAAGUGUUAACCCACAUUUGUAUUUUUGUAAUUCAAAGGUCAUACAGAUACAUCUUCAGCUGGCCAUAUACCUAGUGUAAUUUAUAACCUAAACUCCAGAAAACUUAUAGAAAGCUGAUUCUUUUAUAGUUACCAUAGUGUUUCAAUUGACACACAGAAAAACUAAACUCGCAUUGACUUUAUAUGUAAGUGCUUAGAAUCAACUUGAAUAACAUACUGCUUAUAGGGGAAAUAGUUCAGACAAAGAUUAACUCAUCAUAUCUGUUAUCACUAAAACAUCUGUUUGUUAAGUUUUUCAUUAGGUGGAUGCGUGGAACCUGCAUCAUGUGUCCUCCACAAAAGGUCAAAGGACAAGACAAGACAUUUUUGUUCAGCUUCUUUAAAGAUGUAGCCCAAGUUCCCCAGGUAAAAGAACAAGCUGUCAUUCUUUCACAGAAUAUCCACUAUGUGUUAACCUCUAUCACUAAACAAGUAAACAAAUGGAAGAAGUACAUGCACCGGUGCAAAUUUGACAAGGACAUAUAUAUGAAGAAAUCUGUGGCAGAUCUGCUCUCUCACUUGGCUUAUAAUGACAAGAUGCAGUUGUACUCCAAUAUCAUUCAAGAGGCUGAGCACCUGCCUCUGAUGAAUAUGGUGCUGUGUGUUCAACUAAAUAUGGAGACUACUGUUCAGACAUUUCGGGAGAAGGCAAAAGAGUGCAUCCAGGUUUUGGGAAAGCAGUUAAGCAUAUCUGUCAUGGAGGAUCUUCAUAAACUGGAAGGAAAACUGCAGAAACUUUCAGAGAAGCUCAAAAUUCAAGAUAAAAGUGUCUUGACGAAAAAGGCUUAUUCGCCUCUGAUUAUAGAGAAGACAUUUGAAGAUAUUCGAGAGAAACAUCGAAUUCUUGCUGUGUACAACAUCAAUGUCAGUGAGGAAGAGAAAGUGCUCUGCAGUAAAUUAAAACAAUUAUGGGAUGCUCUAUUUCAAGAUUUGAAAAAUUUUAGGAAGCAGGAGGAGGACUUGCCAAGAUUUACGGAGAGCUCCAAGCAACUAGAUCAGCACCGAGAAGAAGCAGUGCUAGCUGACCCACAAUUCAUUUCCGCUGCAACAGGAGAUGAGGAAGUGCCAAUGAAGUAGAAUGAACUGCCGAUCACAACUGUGUAAUGUAUAAAUGGACCUAAAAUAAGCGCCCAGUCAAAACCUGAACAUAAAAUAGAUUUAAAUAAAUAUACUUGUAUACUAAGCAUUCUGAGGAAACACGCUUGUCUUCUCUCUCCUGCAAAGUGAGCAAUGAAGUGAAAAAGCUUUAAUUGAUAUGUUUUUAUAAAC
This is a messenger RNA of Polypterus senegalus (gray bichir), 1609 nucleotides long. Its product is annotated as dynein heavy chain 10, axonemal-like. The record is from RefSeq and is a predicted model, not a curated record. The coding region runs from base 608 to 1417 and encodes 269 amino acids. Lineage: Eukaryota; Metazoa; Chordata; Cladistia; Polypteriformes; Polypteridae. The transcript is spliced from 4 exons.